Messenger RNA from Paramecium pentaurelia, 480 nucleotides. The record is from the annotation of a GenBank genome assembly. Lineage: Eukaryota; Ciliophora; Oligohymenophorea; Peniculida; Parameciidae.
AUGGGUAGUGCUUGUUAAAGUUUAUAGAUUGCAUCUAAACAAAAGUAAAAUAAUUGUGGUGCAGAAAGUGAGUGCAAUUCAAUCAAAAGGGCAAUUUUUGAGCAUCCAAGAUAAAUUCUAGAUUCUGUGAGUUCAAUUUCCUCAUAUUCUGAUCAAUAUUCUUCUCGCCCUUUGCAAACUGUUGGUUAAAUUAAAACAUAAGAUUGGAUUUACUUAAAUAAGAGUGAUAAUAAUAACUAAACGACAGGAAGAGUUAAUAGGAGUUUAAAUGAAAAUAGCUUAAGUCCACUUAAGAAGGAAUAUCAAAAUAAUUUUUCUGAUUUGUCUGUAGAACUGAUUGCUGAGGAUUAGGUAUAAUUGAUAAUCCCGACCAAAUUUAAAAGGUCUUUGAUAAGAAGAAGAGUAACUUCUAAGGUAGAUUUAUUGAAUAAGGUGAAAUAAAUGAAAUAUCAAGAAAAAUUUAAAAGAAGAAAAACUUGA